This is a messenger RNA of Myripristis murdjan (pinecone soldierfish), 5606 nucleotides long. RefSeq names its product adaptor related protein complex 2 subunit alpha 1 (gene ap2a1). The record is from RefSeq and is a predicted model, not a curated record. Bases 811 to 3762 code for a protein of 983 amino acids. Gene Ontology annotation, molecular function: clathrin-cargo adaptor activity. The transcript is spliced from 22 exons. Gene Ontology annotation, cellular component: membrane coat; AP-2 adaptor complex. NCBI's taxonomy places the organism in Eukaryota, Metazoa, Chordata, Actinopteri, Holocentriformes, Holocentridae. Gene Ontology annotation, biological process: clathrin-dependent endocytosis; intracellular protein transport.
GACUGCGUCGCGCGGUCCCGCUGCUUGUGCUGCUGUCACGAGCCCUGUGCAGCCCUGUGCAAGUCGCGGAAAGGAGGCAGGAUCAUUAUAGUAGACAUAUAAAUUGUCCACAAUUCCACAUUUACUUAACUUAGCCAGUGUUGCAUAUAACUGGACUGUAAUUUCAUUCCGGUAGAAAGGACUUAAGACUUUUUGCUGAGAGAUUUCGGUCAGCUGGUGAUGUAUUCCAAUAUUUGAAUGAUAUUGCUAGCCAGCUAGCCAGCUAGCUUAGCUAGCUUGACCGUGCGUGACUCGAAGCUAACUUACAUUCUCGGACAUUAUUUUCACCUCCAAAUAUCUGCCUGUGUUUUUCUGAUAAGUAGCCCUAUCGUGGCUGUCUUGAAUUCCGUUACAUUUCGCCGUAGAUAUUGUGCACUGCCACGGUCAGCAGCGCCCGUCGCUUCUAAUCCGAGAGGAAAGGAUUGAAUGAAAUAGCUGCCACAGCCAGCGGAAACGAGCCAGUUAACGGGGAUACCCUGCUGCUGGUUGAUCCACCGCCAUCCAGCUAAUCUAGCAAAUGCUAUCUGGGCUAACGUAGCCACCCACAAGCCUACAGCGAGACUGAUAGCUAAUCAUAAAGUUGUAGCUAACGACUGGGACUGUUAAGUAGUUAGCUCCUGCGAGCCCGGGGUUGAUUAGCUGGCCUUACUAGCCAACUGCCGUUAGUGUACAUUCCUAGUUAGACACCUUCCAGGCGAGGCCAAUUUGAAACGCUGACCAUCAGCUAAUUUUUUACUGCUAAGGCCGGAGCGAGGACAGAAACCUGCAAAAAUGCCGGCUGUGUCGAAGGGAGACGGAAUGCGCGGAUUAGCGGUGUUCAUUUCGGACAUUCGGAAUUGUAAGAGCAAGGAAGCUGAGAUCAAGCGGAUCAAUAAAGAGCUGGCCAACAUUCGCUCCAAGUUUAAGGGGGACAAGGCCCUGGAUGGCUACAGCAAGAAGAAGUAUGUCUGCAAGCUGCUCUUCAUCUUCCUGCUCGGCCAUGACAUCGACUUUGGACACAUGGAGGCUGUCAACCUGCUCAGCUCUAACAAGUACACAGAGAAACAGAUCGGCUACCUGUUUAUCUCAGUGCUGGUGAACAGCAACAGUGAGCUGAUCCGUCUGAUCAACAAUGCCAUCAAGAAUGAUCUGUCCAGCCGGAACCCCACCUUCAUGUGUCUGGCUCUGCACUGUAUUGCCAAUGUGGGCAGCAGAGAGAUGGCAGAGGCGUUUGCAAGCGAGAUUCCCCGCAUCCUCGUUGCUGGUGAUACCAUGGACAGUGUGAAACAGUCAGCUGCCCUGUGUCUGCUGCGCCUCUAUAAGACCUCUCCUGAUCUGGUGCUAAUGGGGGAGUGGACGUCCCGUGUGGUGCACCUCCUCAAUGACCAGCACAUGGGUGUUGUGACAGCAGCCAUCUCUCUCAUCACCUGUCUGAGCCAGAAGAACCCAGAUGAGUUCAAGACUUGCGUUUCCCUGGCCGUGUCCCGACUCAGCAGGAUUGUGUCGUCGGCUUCCACUGACCUUCAGGAUUACACCUACUACUUUGUCCCGGCGCCAUGGCUUUCUUGCAAGCUGCUGCGCUUGCUGCAGUGCUACCCACCACCAGAGGACGGUGCUGUCAAGGGCCGCCUGGUGGAGUGUCUGGAGACCAUUCUCAACAAGGCCCAGGAACCGCCCAAAUCCAAGAAGGUCCAGCAUUCCAAUGCCAAGAACGCCAUUCUUUUUGAGGCUAUCUCCCUCAUCAUCCACUAUGACAGUGAGCCCAACCUUCUGGUGCGCGCCUGUAACCAGCUGGGCCAGUUUCUGCAGCACAGGGAGACCAACCUGCGCUACCUAGCUCUGGAGAGCAUGUGCACUCUGGCCAGCUCUGAGUUCUCCCAUGAAGCCGUCAAGACACACAUCGAGACUGUCAUCAACGCUCUCAAGACUGAGAGGGACGUGAGUGUUCGUCAGAGGGCAGCUGAUCUGCUCUAUGCCAUGUGUGAUCGCAGCAAUGCCAAGCAGAUUGUAGCCGAGAUGCUCAGCUACCUUGAGACAGCCGACUACUCCAUCAGAGAGGAGAUGGUGCUGAAGGUUGCCAUCCUGGCAGAGAAGUAUGCUGUGGACUAUUCUUGGUACGUGGACACCAUCCUCAACCUCAUCCGCAUAGCUGGUGACUACGUCAGCGAGGAGGUAUGGUAUCGUGUCAUCCAGAUUGUCAUCAACCGAGACGACGUGCAGGGCUAUGCCGCAAAGACUGUUUUUGAGGCCUUGCAGGCUCCUGCCUGCCAUGAGAACAUGGUGAAGGUGGGAGGCUAUAUUCUUGGAGAGUUUGGUAACCUCAUCGCUGGUGACCCACGUUCUAGUCCCUUGGUCCAGUUCAACCUCCUUCACUCCAAGUUCCACCUGUGCUCGGUGCCAACCCGGGCCCUGCUACUGUCAGCCUACAUCAAGUUCAUCAAUCUGUUCCCAGAGACCAAAAGCACCAUCCAGGAGGUGCUGCGCUCCGACAGCCAGAUCCGGAACUCGGAUGUGGAGCUGCAGCAGCGUGCUGUCGAGUAUCUCAAGCUUUCCUCCAUCGCUAGCACCGAUGUCCUGGCCACUGUACUGGAGGAGAUGCCUCCCUUCCCAGAGAGAGAGUCAUCCAUUUUGGCCAAGCUGAAAAAGAAGAAGGGUCCUGGCGCUGUGUCAGUGUCAGAGCUAGAGGAAGGCAAGAGGGAGGGUGGGGAGCUGAACGGAGGAAGCGACAGGGGGGCAGACACAGCAGCCAUGGCUGCCUCCAAUGCUUCCACCCCAUCCCCGCAAGCAGAUCUACUUGGGCUUCGAUCUACAGCUCCAGUUGGUUCUGCUGCACCCAGCGCUGGCAGUCUACUGGUGGAUGUGUUCAGCGAGGCUGGGCCUGCCACCCCCUCUGCUGCUGUGAAUGAUGAUGGCUUUCUAAGAGAUCUGGAACAGCCCACUGAGACCUCUGACUCCCUAUUGGUGGAGGGUCCUGGUGACUCAGACUCUGCUCCUCCCUCUGAGGAUCCUGCCCCUCCUCUGUCUGAGGCAGAUGAGCUUCUUAACAAGUUUGUGUGCAAGAACAACGGCGUUCUAUUUGAGAAUCAGCUGUUGCAGAUUGGCAUCAAGUCAGAGUACCGCCAGAACCUGGGGAGAAUGUACCUAUUCUAUGGUAACAAGACGUCAGUGCAGUUUGCCAGCUUCACCACCACAGUCAGCUGUCCUGGGGACCUACAGUCUCAGCUCAACGUUCAGACCAAGCCAGUGGAGCCCCUGGUAGAGGGAGGAGCCCAAGUCCAGCAGGUUCUCAACAUCGAGUGUCUGACCGAUUUCUGUGACGCCCCGCUACUUAACAUCAAGUUCAGAUAUGGAGGUGCUCUACAGAACCUAACCUUGAAGCUGCCAGUCACCAUCAACAAGUUUUUCCAGCCCACUGAAAUGGCCUCACAUGACUUCUUUCAGCGCUGGAAACAGCUCAGCCAGCCCCAGCAAGAAGCACAAAAGAUAUUCAAGGCCAACCACAGCAUGGAUACUGAAGUACUUAAGGCCAAGCUGUUGGGCCUUGGCACAGCCCUGCUAGACAAUGUGGAUCCAAACCCAGAGAACUACGUCUGUGCUGGAGUAAUCCAGACCAAGAACCAGCAGGUCGGCUGUCUGCUGAGGCUGGAGCCCAACGCCCAAGCACAGAUGUACCGUCUGACCCUGCGCUGCAGUAAAGACUCGGUGUCCAGACGUCUCUGUGAGCUGUUGGCCGAACAGUUCUAGAGUCCGGGACCUCCCAUCAUGACCAAUACUCCCAGUACCCCUCCCAACCGACCAAACCACCAAGACCAGCGACCCUUCAUCUGACCCCCCCCCCACCCACCCACCCUUCCCCGCCCCCCGCCCCCCCUCCACCCCCCCAUUAUCUCCUUUUCCAUAAAAUAAAGAAUCUAUGAGUAUAAAAAGGUGUAACCUACAUAAGGGAAAAAGCAGCUGUCGCUAGCAGCGGCAGCUAUAUUAUUGUCAUUAUUCUUGUUCCUGAUUCUGAUUCCAUUUCUUCCUGUUUCUUAUCAUGAUGCUACAUACUUGUUUUUUUGGUGUUUACCUGUGUAGCUGCUGUGUAUGGCCUGGAGUGUGUGUGUCCCACAGUUGUGCUGGUGUCCCAUUCCGCUCCGUCCUGACUGCUCAGUAGUACUGAGAGAGAGAGAGAGAGAGAGUGAGAGAGAGAGAUAAGGUGGUAUAUAAGCAGGGAGAUUUUGUCAGUUUUACAUCUUUUCAAAUGGGAGAAAUUGCUCUUCAAACAUACACUCCCCCACCCACCCACAUACACACACACAUGCGCACACACGUCUUAGGCAUGUAUAUUUCCACGCUGGACUAUGGUGGGUCACACUAAGCAUUACGCCCUGCCUACCAGCUCUUCCCAGUGAGUUCUUCGCAGCAUUCCCAGUACGGCCAGUGCACUUUAGGCUUGGAGAGCCUUGUGUGACCAUCCAGAGCGAGCCCUCCGCCCCACACACAGAUCCAGUACUUUACUUUCUUUUGAAAAAGGACUGAUUUGUCUUCUGAAAUCGCGAUAAAGUAGCCUUCUUAUGUUUUGAUGAGCUAGUGAAGUAGUUUGUGUAAUUGAUGUGUCGGUUAUGUGUCUCUGCCAGGGGGUCUUGCUUUCCGGGACGUUCCCAUCAAGCUUGUCCGGAGUUAUUUGUCCAUACAUCCCAACCCCGACAGCCCCCCUUUUUUCUUUUUUUUCUUCCUUUCUCUCUCUUUUUAAGGAAAACUGGAGAAGCGGGGAGGUUUACAGUGUUAAAACAAAGAGAUGGAAGCCGGGCUCUUCCUUUGAAAGCUCAUCGACACAUCUUAAAUCCGUCCAAAAGUGGACAGGAAGACCAGACCAGGUUUCACUGAUUUGGUCAAGACAGGAGAUUUAGCCAGGCUUACAUUUAUAUUAUUAUCUUCGCUCCUACUCAUCGUUCAGGGAGGAGCACUUGACUGAAAGAUUAGUGCCACCAAAUCUGAGCUACGCACAGGCACAAAACAGAUAUUUGAAGUAGACACUGAUUUAAAGCAAAAUGAAUCCUGAGACCCAUAUAGCUUAUUAUUAUUAUGUGUAUAAUCAUACAUAGAGUACUUAUUUUAGACCGCUUUGAGUCAUGUCAGCUGGGUUUCCAUUCACACAUAAGCACUGACAUCGUUGGAGAGACCAGGAUGACCAACAUGACACCCAUUCUGUGUUUGUGUGUGUGUGUGUGUGUGUGUGUAUGUGUGUGUGUGAGAGAGAGAGAUGGCGCGGUUGUAAGCAAGUUUGGGGGUUUAAAAAAAAAAAAAAGAAGCCUGAUGACAUUUCUGAUACAUGGUCAUAUUAGUUCAACAGGCAUUGCGUCCUGUCAUUGUGCAGCAAUCACAGGACAUUGAACUUUGUAGUGGAAAAUGUAGUCAUUUUCUUGUUCUGCGUGCGAGUGUGUGUGUGUAUGUGUGUGUGUUUGAGAGCGUAUGAGCGUGCGUCUGCAGCAUCCACUAGCUAAUGCAGCCCCAUGUAUCGGUGUUAAAAAUCUGUCAAAUACCUGUGUUAGAUUUAAGAUUUACUCUGUACUGAAUAAUGUGAAAGUAAAACUAUGCCGUAUACUCAA